GGAACCAUAUUUCUUACUACUAGUCUAGAUUUGGAUUUCAAGGGCUUUCAAAUCAACCUUGGAUCGGAAGUAGUAGAAUUUAGGGACGAGAAGAUCGACGCAGUAUGUGUGAUUGGUGAAUUACUAUAGAAUUUUUGGUUGGGAAUAAUGUACCAGUGGCGGAAAUUCGACUUCUUCGAGGAGAAGAAGACCAAAAUUCCAGAGGAGAUUGAGGCUGAAAUCGGAUGUUGCUCCAGCGGCAGAGGCAGGAUCGUUUUAGGCUGCCGCGACGGCACCGUUUCGCUCCUUGAUCGCGGCCUCCAGCUCAAUUACUCGUUCCCAGCUCACUCCGCCUCCGUUCUCUUCAUCCAGCAGCUCAAGCAACGAAACUUUGUAGUGACCGUUGGAGAAGAUGAACAAUUGCCGCCACAGAAAGCAACUGUUUGCUUGAAGGUUUUUGACCUCGAUAAAAGACAAGAAGAAGGGUCAAGUACUUCAGCUCCGGAGUGCAUUCAGAUUUUGCGAAUAUUUACCAACCAAUUUUCUGAGGCCAAGAUCACGUCUUUUCUAGUUUUUGAGGAAGCUCCUCCAAUAAUAUUUAUUGCCCUUGGAUUGGACAACGGCUGUAUUUAUUGCAUUCAAGGCGACAUUGCACGCGAACGGAUCAAGCGCUUCAAGCUUGAGGUUCAGAAUGGUCAACCUGGAAAAAUACAUUCUCCUAUUACAGGUAUUGGGUUCCGUGUGGACGGACAAGCCUUUCAACUCUUUGCUGUCACUCCGAGCACAGUGAGCUUGUUUAAAGUGGAGGCUCAAACACCUACUGCUCAAACGCUUGAUUACAUUGGUUCUGAAGCUGGUAGUGUGGCAAUGACUGAUCGCUCGGAACUGAUCAUUGGCCGGCCUGAAGCUGUCUAUUUCUAUGAAAUUGAUGGCCGAGGCCCAUGCUGGGCUUUUGAGGGAGAGAAGAAGCUUGUGGGGUGGUUUCGUGGUUAUCUCUUAUGUGUUAUUUCUGAUCAAAGGACUGGCAAAUAUACUUUCAACAUUUAUGACCUGAAAAACCGUUUGAUAGCCCAUAGUAUAGCAGUUCAAGAAGUUUCUCACAUGUUGUGUGAAUGGGGUAAUAUAUUACUUAUAAUGGCAGACAAAUCUGCUCUUCUUGUUGUGGAGAAGGACAUGGAAAGCAAGUUGGAUAUGCUUUUCAAGAAAAACCUUUACCCAGUGGCUAUUAAUCUUGUCCAGAGCCAGCAAGCUGAUGCUGUGGCUACUGCUGAAGUGCUAAGGAAGUAUGGCGAUCAUUUAUAUAGCAAACAGAAUUAUGACGAAUCUAUGGCUCAGUAUAUCCAUACCAUUGGGCAUCUAGAACCUUCGUACGUCAUACAGAAGUUUUUGGAUGCGCAGAGAAUACACAACCUAACUAAUUACUUGGAAAAGUUGCAUGAGAAGGGUCUUGCAUCCAAAGAUCACACCACUCUCUUGCUUAACUGUUAUACCAAACUGAAAGAUGUUGAGAAGUUGGAUAUAUUCAUAAAAAGUGAAGAUGGAGUUGGGGAACAUAAAUUUGAUGUGGAAACUGCCAUCAAGGUAUGUCGAGCUGCCAAUUACCAUGAACAUGCAAUGUACGUUGCCAAGAAGGCUGGGAGACAUGAGUGGUACUUGAAGAUUUUGCUUGAGGACUUGGACAGAUAUGAUGAAGCAUUGCAAUAUAUAAAUAGCCUUGAGCCAAACCAAGCAGGGUUGACUGUUAAAGAGUAUGGAAAGAUUCUCAUAGAGCAUAAGCCAAAGCAGACAGUUCAAAUAUUGAUGAGGCUUUGUACUGAAGAAGGAGAAUCUGCAAGUGGGGGUUCCUCAUCCUUUCUAUCCAUGUUACCAUCUCCUGUUGAUUUUAUCAAUAUUUUUGUGAUUCAUCCACAAUCACUUAUGGAAUUCUUGGAAAAGUACACAAAUAUAGUAAAGGAUUCUCCUGCUCAAGUUGAGAUACAUAACACCUUGUUGGAGUUAUACUUGUCUCAUGAUUUGGACUUUCCAUCUCUUGCUCAAACUGGUAGCAGAGAAAAUGGCGAACUUACAGCAGAUAGGGAAUCCAGUGCUGUUGUGAUGUCAGGAACAGAAUCAAAUGGAAAGAUACGACCUGAUGAUGCAUCCCUAGAGAGGGAUCGCCAGGAGAGACGUCAAAAGGGGCUGGUCUUGCUUAAAAAUGCAUGGCCAUCCAAGCAGGAGCAGCCACAAUAUGAUGUUGAUCUAGCAAUAAUUCUGUGCGAGAUGAACUCUGUUAAUGAAGGGCUCUUGUAUCUGUAUGAGAAGUUGAAAUUAUAUAAGGAAGUUAUUGCCUGCUAUAUGCAGGCACAUGAUCAUGAAGGUUUGAUUGCAUGCUGCAAGAGGCUGGGAGACUCAGGAAAGGGCGGUGAUACCGCUCUCUGGGCCGGCCUGUUGAAAUACUUCGGUGAACUUGGAGAGGAUUGUUCCAGAGAAGUUAAAGAAGUUUUGACUUAUGUUGAAAGGGAUGAUAUUCUGCCUCCGAUUUUUGUUCUUCAAACCUUAUCCAGAAAUCCAUGCCUUACACUUUCUGUGAUCAAGGAUUAUAUUGCUCGAAAGCUUGAGCUGGAGUCAAAGAUGAUUGAGGAGGAUCGUAUAGCUAUUGAAAAAUAUCAGGAGGAAACAUCAUCAAUGAGAAAAGAAAUCCAGGAUCUCAGAACGGAUGCAAGGAUCUUCCAGCUUAGCAAGUGCAGUGCUUGCACAUUCACACUCGACCUCCCCACGGUCCAUUUUAUGUGCAUGCACUCGUUCCACCAACGCUGUCUUGGUGACAACGAGAAAGAAUGUCCAGAAUGUGCUCCCGAGUAUAGAGCUGUUUCAGAGAUGAAGAGAAGUCUAGAGCAGAAUUCCAAAAGCCAAGAUUACUUCUUCCAGCAGGUUAGAAAUUCAAAGGAUGGUUUCUCAGUCGUUGCUGAGUAUUUUGGUAAGGGAAUCAUCAGCAAAACUAACAAAGGACCCGUUUAAGCUCCUUCCCAAGCCAAUAGUAUUCUCACGGAAACUAUUGACAGCCUCUCACACCUAUCUGCAAAUGAUCUGGUAAUCUCUGUGUCUCGUGCCAUGACUCCAUGAACAUCAUCUACCAGAAGCCACAUUUUUGCUUGAUGAUCAAUUUGGGUUUAACUUUGCAACGGCACGGCUUGCCCAGAAUUCUUUCUUCUUAGAGAGUUUAGUGCUCGAUUUGAUCCAAAACUUUUUGGUAUAUAUUGGAUAGAUGGCAUUGGGAUGUCUUCAAAAGCUUCCAUAUGUUUGUAUUUUGGUUGCUGAGCAAAGUCCUUUUUUAUCAUUGACUUUAUUGGAACAUUGUAUUUGUGAUGCAUUUUUUCUGGAUUUGUUGUGAGGAAGGUUCGUUGUUAGAGUUCUCUCUUAGAACUGAAUUAGUUCAAAAGUUUGGUUUUAGUGAAUCAAUAAGGUAAAGUUAUUGGGCCUGAUGAUGCAGCCUAUAGCUAAAGGAGCCUUUGAUUGCUUCAACCAUACAAUGACACUAUCUCUUUAGGGAUAAUGGGAACAAUUUUAUUUUCAAUACCA
This is a messenger RNA of Salvia hispanica, 3537 nucleotides long. Its product is annotated as vacuolar protein-sorting-associated protein 11 homolog. NCBI's taxonomy places the organism in Eukaryota, Viridiplantae, Streptophyta, Magnoliopsida, Lamiales, Lamiaceae. Gene Ontology annotation, biological process: intracellular protein transport; organelle fusion; vacuole organization. The record is from RefSeq and is a predicted model, not a curated record. Gene Ontology annotation, molecular function: protein binding; protein-macromolecule adaptor activity. Gene Ontology annotation, cellular component: endosome; HOPS complex.